Molecule: messenger RNA, 1317 nt
Organism: Paramecium tetraurelia
Lineage: Eukaryota; Ciliophora; Oligohymenophorea; Peniculida; Parameciidae
Exons: 3
Molecular function (GO): protein binding
Source: RefSeq, a predicted model, not a curated record
AUGGAUAGCAUUAGAGAAAGACUUUUACAAUUGGACUAGCAAGCCUAACAAUUCUAACAAUAAAAUAAAUACUUAGAAGCUUUGAAUGUUUUUGAGGAGAUGCUGAUGAUAAAGAAGUCUGCAUAUGGUGAGGAUUCUGAAGAAUAUUUCAAAACUAGUGAUAAAUUGUGUGAAUUAUGUAACUUAAUAGCUAUGAUUUUCUUACAAAAAGAAAAAUUCGAUGCUUCAUUAGAGUUUUUAAAGAAGGCAGACCUAUUAGCAUAAUCUAGUACUAGAUAUAAAGCGAUAACCUACAACAAUUUGGCUUGUUUCUACAGAAGAAAUGGGAAACUCAGAAGUGCUCUGUAAUAUUUGUAAUAAGCAUUGGAAAUAGAAAUUAGACAGGAAGCCGCACCAUCUUUGGCUGACACCCAUUUAAAUAUGUGUGCUGUCCUAUCAUAAUUAAAUAGAGUAAGGAAUGUUAUAUAAUAGCACGCUGAAGCAUUGGAACAUGCUUUGAUAUCAGUAGUAUUAUUAUAAGAUGAAUUUUUAAUGAAACCACCAGAUUAAAAAAUGGAACAAAGUUAAAAUUAGGAUUAAAAAUCAGGAGAGCAAAAGAUGAAAGAUAGAGUUGCAGUCUUAGCAAUAGCUUAUCAUAAUUUAGGUGUUGAAUUUGAAUAUUUGAAGAGAUUCGAUGAGGCGAUUUAAACCUAUUAAAAGGCAGUCAAAUUUGGUGAACUACACCUCCCAUCCGAUCAUUAAUUAAUUGGAAACUUAAAAAAUGUUUUAGGAAAUGCUCAGGAAUAAAUUAACUAAUAAAGAGCAAAGGAUAGUAAUAAAAGAUAAUAGAAAGAAUUAUAAAGUAGAAAUCAAAAUAAAAGAAAAUUGGUAGAAGUUGAAGCCACAUACAAACAGAAUAAUAAAAAGAAGACUGAAAAGGGUGGUUAGCAAUAAUAACAAUAAGUAAUGGGUUAGACGAUGCGUUCUAAUCCAUAAAAUAAUAGUGUUAAUAUCAAAGAAGAUGAUCAAGAAUAAUAAGGAAGCGAUCAAUAAGAAUCCAGCUACAAUGAACAUGAUGAAUUAAAAUAAGAGGCUUAAAUAUAAUUAUAAUAGCAAUUAUCAUAUUGUUUAUAUAUUCAUUUUCAUAUAUAUAUAAUUAUUUAUUGUUAUUUUUAGGUGAAAUAAUAAUAAUAAUCAGAAUAAUACAUAAUUAAACUUAAGACUGAAAUAGAUGAUAUCAAAUUCUUGAUCAAUAAAGCAAUAAAUUAGUAUUACAAAUCUCUCAUCGUCAGAAAAUCGAAACUAAUUUGUUUAAUUAGAGUAGUAAUUAAAGUCUGA